CAGGUGCUUCAGUUAUGCCCGUCGUAUCGGUCAGCGAGCACCCUUUAUCCGAACUCGAGAACAAAAUGGCGGAAACCGCAUCUGACAGCAACGGAAUAAACGGAGUGCAUGUCAAAAAGUCUCCGUUAGAAAUUUUCCAAGAGACGGGCGUGCUGGUGCAGGAAGUGGACGAAGGGCAGCCAUGUCUGAGCUGCAGAGACAAGUGCUCUGGAUUUACUCCUCACAUGUGGAGAACUGUAUGUAACAACUGUAAGUGUCCUCGUGAAAACCAUGAUGUUGUCCACGAAGAUUUUGUCAACGUCUGCGAGCGUAUCGGCAUCACGCCUUCUCCAGGACCUAGCCGACAUCCUAUCUCGAAAGAGAAAACCCUUUCUGAGGGCUACUCCUGGGUGCCUCCAGGUCUUUCUAGUGAAAAGAUCGAAGAAUACUUUAGCCAGCUGCCGAGAUAUGUGGUUCCACGGCUAGGUACUUCAGGGGAAAAAUACAGAGACCGGCAGUUGAUUUUGCAGUUGCCUAAACAAGACUUGGCUGCCGCCUAUUGUAAAUUCUUGGAAAAAGAUUUCAUGAAAUGCUUCGAAGAUUUCGUUAACACUCGAAAUGAGAUUGCCCUCGACAUCGGAUACGUUCGGGAUCACUGCGAAAACAGCACGGAAUGCAGACAAUGUUCUGGUGAACUGGGUGUUGGUGAUCUAUGUGUCGUUGCUCCAAAGUUAGGAGAAGAAGUGUGCUUUCACCCUGCUUGCUUUUAUUGCAAAGUGUGCGAGGAAUUGUUGGUCGAUCUCUCAUAUUGUGUCAACGAAGAUAAUCUGUACUGCGAGCGACAUUACGCGGAGCAGAUGAAGCCUAGAUGUGCUGCUUGCGAUGAGAUGAUCUUCAACAGCGAAUACACGAGGGCCCAGAACAAAGAUUUCCACUCAACCCACUUCUGUUGCGACCAAUGCGAUAACUCUUUGACUGGACAACGGUAUGUGCUAAAAGACGAACGUCCCUACUGUGUCGGAUGCUACGAAAGGUGUUUCGCAAACACCUGCGAACAGUGCUCUGAACUUAUUGGCAUUGAUUCGAAGGAUUUAUCUUACAAAGAGAAGCAUUGGCAUGAAAUUUGCUUCAAGUGCGAAAGUUGUGGCGCAUCGCUUGUGGAUAAACCUUUUGGAUCAAAAGCUGAGAAAGUUUAUUGUGCCAAUUGUUACGAUAAAUCCUUUGCCUCUCGAUGUGAUGGUUGUAAUGAAGUCUUCAAAGCUGGCACUAAAAAGAUGGAAUACAAAGGCAAACAAUGGCAUGAUCAGUGUUUUAAGUGUUGUGUGUGUCAGAAGCCUAUUGGCACAAAGAGCUUCAUCCCAAGAGAAGCUGACAUUUACUGCACAGAAUGCUAUGAAGAAAAGUUUGCCACAAGAUGUACUAGAUGCGAUAAAAUCAUUACUAGUGGUGGCGUGACUUAUCGUAACGAACCAUGGCAUCGGGAAUGCUUUUGCUGCACACAAUGUGAUACUUGUUUGGCCGGGCAACGUUUCACAUCUCGAGAUGAUAAACCAUACUGUGCCAACUGCUUUGGAAUGCUCUUCGCCAAGAAAUGCGUUGCUUGUGAGAAACCAAUAACUGGCAUCGGUGGAACUCGUUUUAUCUCUUUCGAAGAGCGUACAUGGCACAAUGAUUGCUUCAUUUGUGCCGAAUGCAAAUCCUCUCUCGUAGGCAAGGGCUUCAUCACUGAUGGUCCCCAAAUUUUGUGCCCUGAAUGUGCUAAGAAGAAGCUCAUGUAAUUCCGACUCCUUCAGCUUUAGACAUCUAGCUUUAUUUGACUGUGCUCGGAUUUCCAGGAACAUCUGAGGACAUGUCUAUCAAAAAAACAAAUUAUUGCUGCUAAUUGUGUAAAAUGGAUGGCUGUGCUGUGUGUUCAGCUUUGCAGAAUUUUUACUUUUACAUGCCACUGCUGGUGCUAAAAAUAUAAUCUCUACUGGUCCUUUUGAAACUAAUACAAGAAAGUGGAUAAAGUUCCCUCGACUAAUCCUCAGCCUCUAAAUGUUGAUAAUUUGUUAUCGAACAGUUCCUACUAAAUUGUAUUAACAAACACAAGUACCAUUUACUGAAGGAAGCCAAUAAGCAUGCUUGCAUUCUCUUGCUUUUAAUGAUGCUAAACAACUUCUUUGAUUAUUGCUUUAAAAUACGGAAGUUAAUGCACCUAUCAUCAGUUACUGCUAUAAACAUUUACUGAAAAACUAUUUUGCAUGAGACUUCUUUUUUAUUAAAUGAACAUUUUCCAUUAGUGAGUUCAACUGUUUUUGCUGUAUCGGUUCUCAAAUAAUACUGUGUUCGUAUUUUUACUAUUGAAUAUGUUUUGGUGUGCCAAUCCACUUAAAUAAUUCUCUGAAAUAAGUGGCGUAAAUUGUCAAGUAGUGGGGACCAAUAACCAAGUUUGUAGUUUAAACCAAAAAAAAAAAAAAAAAAGGUAUUCAUGCAAAGUCUACAUCUGCAUAAACUGGAACCUAAACUAAUUUUAUAACGUAUUCUCUGGUCAAUUUCUAAUGAAUCAUUUUAUGCAUCCUUUCUCUUGAUGACUAAUGAACACUUAAAGCAAAAGUGCCUUACUUUAUUGUACGAAUGAAUAUUUGAAUACAGUUUUGUUUGAGAAUCGUUAAUUAUUUAAUCAUUUACUUAAUCUCCAACAAUUCGAAAUAUUUUCUUAACAUCAAGUUGUUUAAUAACUAAAGAAUGCACUUGUUUAGAAAAUGAAUACUGAAAAUAUGGUUGCAUUUUGUUAUUCAAAUUAUUUUACAAAAUGUUAAUAAUGAAAUACAUAUUUCAGUUAUUUAAUUCAUUUGCAGUGCGAAUUUCAUUUUUUGGAAAUUUCCACAAUGUUAUUAAAUAAAUGUAUUUUAAAAAUAUACAUAGUGAAUCUUUACAAAUAAAAAAAAGUAUGGAAAA
Messenger RNA from Uloborus diversus, 2919 nucleotides. RefSeq names its product prickle planar cell polarity protein 3-A-like. Bases 15 to 1757 code for a protein of 580 amino acids. The transcript is spliced from 10 exons. Lineage: Eukaryota; Metazoa; Arthropoda; Arachnida; Araneae; Uloboridae. Gene Ontology annotation, molecular function: zinc ion binding. The record is from RefSeq and is a predicted model, not a curated record.